Dicentrarchus labrax (European seabass) is the source of this 1693-nucleotide messenger RNA. RefSeq lists its product as uncharacterized. The coding region runs from base 209 to 919 and encodes 236 amino acids. The transcript is spliced from 6 exons. The record is from RefSeq and is a predicted model, not a curated record. NCBI's taxonomy places the organism in Eukaryota, Metazoa, Chordata, Actinopteri, Moronidae.
GUCCUCCCCGACCCUCUGUCACUGUUUGUUAAAGGUUUUGCCUCUUGGUCUGCGGUGUAUUAUUAGAGCUACGGGUUACGCUUAAAUGGCUUAAAACAAUCCUCGCUAUUUAUAUCUCUGGAGAGUUUCGUCUGUCCUCAGACUGGUUGAACGCUGGGAUCUGCGGAAUCUGAAACAAGAAGCGCUAAAAAAAUAAAUAAAAAAAAAAAUGCAUUUUCUCGGCAUUCUUGUGCUAACGUUAUGCGACCUCACGCUGGGGUUUCCUGCUCCAAUAGAUACCAUCAUAGUGCAGGUCCAGCAGUGGGGAGUGGUGGGUGCUCAGCGGGUCAUGGAGCAGGUCCUUCUUAAUGGGGUCUCUCUUACUCACAAAAGCCAGGAAGUUGACCACAUUGUCCAAACCAUGUCAGCUGAUGCGCUACCCCGAACUCUCAUUAGUCUCAACCAGACAUCACCAAUGAUUAAUCUCACUGUCACUCGAUCCCGGGAAUGUAUACUGGAGGGGUCUCAGCUGCACUGGGCCGAUCGUGUGUUCUGUGAUGGGAAGCUCUAUCUGACUCUGGACCACACUGACACGUGGAUGGCCCAUGUACCACAAGCACGGGCCCUCAAAGCGUUGUGGGACCAGGAGGUGCAGCGCACCAGGAUGGACAGGAUACACCUUCAGGAGGGAUGCACCAAACUAAUGAGAGAACUGAGGCUGUCAGAGGAGCAAUCAGUUCAAGGGACUCUUUUGCCUCAGUUUCUGAUCCCAGUCUCGGCACUUCUUCUCUUCAUUGGACUUAUCAUGAUCAGCCUCCUCCUUUCUAAAAAGCUGGGUUUGAGGCACCCUGGAGGCGUUCUUGGCUCUGUUAUACAUUACCCCCGGUACAUGACUGAAAUGUCUCCAGAGAUAAAAGACAGCGGUUAUCGUACCCUGUAAUUCAAAGCUCCACUCUCUGGUUCAACACAUUUUCGUGUGUGUGUGUGUGUGUGUGUGUGUGUGUGUGUGUGUGUGUGUGUGUGUGUGUGUGUGUGUGUGUGUGUGUGUGUGUGUCUGUGUGUGUGUGUGUCUGUGUGUCUGUGUGUCUGUGUGUGUGUCUGUGUGUCUGUGUGUGUUUUAACAGUGUUGCUUUAUGAAUGUGCAACUGGAGGUUGCCAACGGAAGACAGUGUGAAACAUGUGAUCUGGAUUUCAAACCACAGUCUUUUAUGCACUUUAAUGCCUGUAUUGCAUGGUUGUUUUUAAUGCAUAUUAUUUUAAACCCUUAUGCAUAUAUACGCACACCAACGUGCACAAAUAAAUGUAAACAUGUUCGCUGCCUGCAGCAAUAUGUAAGCUUCUUUUGCACAAUUUAAUAACCAUAAGGGCAGAUGUUUUCAUGUGUCAUAAUUUCUGCAUGAAGCUAUUCGAGUAAAUAAUUUAUAUUGAAAUUUAGCAUACAAAUUUUCUAUUUCAACCACACACAGUAUGUAAUGCAAGCUAAUACAGACAGUGUCACAAAUAUCUUAACAAACUCUGCCAAACACUGGAUGGACAAUGUGUGUCCAGAGUCCAACUGUGCUGUAUUGUUGUUCGGUCUGAGAUACCUUCCUCAUUGUUAAAUAUUUUUGUAUUUAUUUGUAAAAUUCUGCAUUGUUGUGAUUAAUGUACAUUUCCCCCUAUUAUUUGUACAUAUAAGGUACAGAAAAUUUUCAAAUAAAGAUACUUUAUGGCA